UCUACAUCAUCCAAACACUAGUCGGCGUCUCUCUCCAAUUCCAUCCUCUUUUCAAUCGAUGAGACCCUAGCCCCCAAAUUGGAGUUUUGGAAACCCUAAUAAUUUCCUACAAAUUUUAUGAUCCACCACGAUUUUCCUGCCGACUCGCCCUCUAUUGUCCGAUGAUCAGUUUUGUUUGGGUUCUGGGCCAUGUCUAAGGGUCUAAAAGCUUCGUUGGAUUGAAGAAGAUAAUGAUCGAAUCGUCGAGAUUCUCCUACCAACUAUUUUAUGGGUUUGAGCAAUGCCGGAGCUUCGCAGAGGAGUACGCCGAGGUCGCGCUAGGGUAGCACACAAGCGAUCGGACCCGCCUCCCUUGCGAAAUUACGUGAAGACACGUGCCGCCGUCGCCAGAGAAGCUGCCGAGGCCUUGGCGAGGCCCAGGACAAGGUUGGCAGCUAGAAAGUUGAAGGAGGGGGAUCAGGACGACCAGGUGAUUGUGAUAUCCGAGAAGGACAGCGAUUCAGGGCGUAGAAAGGGUAAAGAGAAGGGUGUGGAACAAGACAAAGCUGCGAUGGGUGAUGAUAGCGGCGGUUUGAGUGCUAAUAAAGCUGCCGGGCAAGAAGAAGAGGGUAACACCGCGCCUUUUCCCGAAAGGGUUCAAGUAGGAGGCUCACCUCAAUAUAAGGUAGAGAGGAGGUUGGGUAAAGGUGGGUUUGGUCAGGUGUUUGUUGGUCGUCGUGUUACGGGUGGAAAUGAUCGCACAAGUGGUUCUGGGGCUAUAGAGGUGGCACUAAAAUUUGAGCAUAGAAACAGCAAAGGCUGUAAUUAUGGUCCUCCAUAUGAGUGGCAAGUGUACAACACGCUUGGUGGUAGUCAUGGAGUGCCUAAAGUGCACUACAAAGGAAGGCAAGGAGAUUAUUAUGUAAUGGUUAUGGACAUGCUCGGACCAAGUUUAUGGGAUGUAUGGAACUCUUCAGGGCAGGCAAUGUCUGCAGAAAUGGUGGCUUGUAUUGCAGUUGAGUCUUUAUCAAUUCUGGAGAAGAUGCACUCAAGAGGUUAUGUGCAUGGAGAUGUAAAGCCAGAAAACUUUUUACUUGGUCAGCCAUCUACUCCCCAAGAGAAGAAGUUGUUUCUUGUUGAUCUUGGAUUAGCAACAAAGUGGAAAGAUAGCUCCAAUGGACAGCAUGUUGAAUAUGAUCAGCGUCCUGAUAUGUUUAGAGGAACUGUUCGAUAUGCUAGUGUUCAUGCUCACUUAGGAAGAACUGCUAGUAGAAGAGAUGAUCUUGAAUCCCUUGCAUAUACGCUCAUUUUUCUCUUAAGAGGCAGGUUACCAUGGCAAGGUUAUCAGGGUGAUAACAAGUCAUUCCUGGUUUGCAAAAAAAAGAUGGCAACAUCUCCCGAAAUGUUGUGCUGCUUCUGCCCUCCACCUCUUAAGCAAUUUCUUGAGAUCGUGGUGAACAUGAAAUUUGAUGAAGAGCCAAAUUAUUCAAAGCUAAUAUCUUUGUUUGAGGGUUUGAUAGGAUCAAAUCCAGCAGGAAGGCCAAUUAAAAUUGAUGGUGCUCAAAAGAUAAUUAGUCAAGUUGGACAAAAACGGGGUAGAUUGAAUAUUGAGGAAGAAGAUGAUGGGCAACCUAGGAAGAAGGUUCGCCUAGGAGUUCCUGCCACUCAAUGGAUUUCGGUUUACAAUGCUAGACUACCAAUGAAACAAAGGUACCAUUACAAUGUGGCUGAUGCAAGGUUAGCACAACAUGUGGAGAGAGGUAUGGCAGAUGGUCUGCUUAUAAGUUGUGUUUCAUCUUGCUCUAAUCUUUGGGCACUUAUUAUGGAUGCUGGAACUGGUUUUACAACCCAAGUUUAUGAACUGUCUCCAUUCUUCUUACACAAGGAGUGGAUCAUGGAACAAUGGGAGAAAAACUAUUACAUUAGUUCUAUUGCUGGUGCUAACAAUGGAAGCUCCCUUGUAGUGAUGUCCAAAGGAACCCAAUACACCCAACAAUCUUACAAAGUAAGUGAUUCUUUCCCAUUCAAGUGGAUCAAUAAGAAAUGGAGAGAAGGAUUUCAUGUGACCUCAAUGGCAACUGCUGGGAGCCGCUGGGGUGUUGUCAUGUCACGCAAUGCUGGCUUUAGUGAUCAGGUCGUGGAACUUGAUUUUCUUUAUCCAAGUGAGGGCAUUCACCGACGUUGGGAUAAUGGUUACCGUAUAACAUCAACAGCUGCAACUUGGGAUCAAGCUGCUCUUAUUUUGAGUGUCCCUAGGCGCAAACCUGGGGAUGAGACUCAGGAAACUCUCCGUACAUCUCAGUUUCCAAGUACACAUGUUAAGGAAAAGUGGGCUAAGAAUCUUUAUCUUGCCUGUUUGUGUUAUGGCCGAACUGUGUCAUGAGCCCUUUAAAUUGCAAGGAACUCAGGCGUAUGGAAGAAGAAAUUAUAAUUUUUUGCUGUUCCUUUUCUGCCCUAUCAGUGGGCUUUUGUUUUUUUUCGUAUUAUUUGUAAAAAUUGGUUGUAGCCUAGUAGUUGGCUGCAGCAGCACUGAAGGUUGUUGGUGCAUGUUGCAGCAUAACCAAAUGUUGUAUGAUAAAUACUUCGUUGAAGGUGCACGGUUGGCAUUUUAAUUAGUUCUCAUUUGCUGAUAAUUAUAUAUAUUUUUAUCGCA
Messenger RNA from Ziziphus jujuba (common jujube), 2632 nucleotides. RefSeq names its product casein kinase 1-like protein HD16. The record is from RefSeq and is a predicted model, not a curated record. Lineage: Eukaryota; Viridiplantae; Streptophyta; Magnoliopsida; Rosales; Rhamnaceae. Gene Ontology annotation, molecular function: protein serine/threonine kinase activity; ATP binding. The transcript is spliced from 16 exons. Gene Ontology annotation, biological process: peptidyl-serine phosphorylation; endocytosis; signal transduction. The coding region runs from base 281 to 2362 and encodes 693 amino acids. Gene Ontology annotation, cellular component: cytoplasm; nucleus.